AACCGAUUGACAACUACUCCCUCCUGUUUCGUUCUCCAAGAGUUGCCCUAGCCCUGACUUCCCCCAAGUCCCUGAGUUUCGCAGCUGCCGUUGCGCCCUUUCCCUGCCCUACGACUUCCAACUUCGAACUCUUGUUAUAGAAUCGGCGCCGGAGGAGGUAAUCUCUCUCUCACAGCCAGCAUAAUCAGCAAAAUUUGGUCUUAAGGUUUUGAAGUUUUCUGUUUUUUUAGGGUUCAACAAAAUUCUCAGCCUUCUUUAAGACCAGGAGGAGGAUGAGACCAAUCUUGAUGAAAGGCCAUGAGAGGCCCUUAACAUUUCUCAAGUACAACAGAGAAGGUGAUCUUCUCUUCUCCUGUGCUAAAGAUCACACGCCCACAGUCUGGUUUGCCGAUAAUGGGGAGCGAUUGGGGACUUACAGAGGCCACAAUGGUGCUGUUUGGUGUUGUGAUGUAUCAAGGGAUUCGACGCGCCUCAUCACUGGAAGUGCGGAUCAGACAGCAAAGUUAUGGAAUGUUCAAACUGGGGCACAGAUUUACACAUUCAAUUUUGAUUCACCGGCAAGAGCAGUAGAUUUUUCGGUUGGUGAUAAGCUUGCUGUAAUCACCACCGACCCAUUUAUGGAACUUCCUUCGUCCAUUCUUGUCAAACGCAUUGCUAGAGACCCUGAAGAUCAAACUGGUGAAUCUGUGCUCACAAUCAAGGGACCUCAAGGGAGAAUUAAUAGAGCUGUAUGGGGACCCUUGAACCGGACCAUAAUAAGUGCUGGGGAAGAUGCAGUCGUCCGUAUAUGGGAUUCUGAGACAGGAAAACUGCUUAAGGAAUCAGACAAAGAAACUGGCCAUCAGAAGACAGUUUCAUCGUUGUCAAAAUCUGCAGAUGGUUCGCAUUUCCUUACUGGCUCCCUUGAUAAAUCUGCUAAGCUCUGGGACACAAGAACGUUGACCCUCAUCAAGACAUAUGUGACAGAGCGCCCGGUCAAUGCUGUUGCCAUCUCUCCACUUCUUGAUCAAGUGGUAAUGGGAGGUGGUCAAGAUGCAUCACAUGUCACAACUACUGAUCGCCGUGCUGGAAAAUUUGAGGCAAAAUUCUUUCACAAAAUUCUUCAAGAGGAAAUUGGCGGUGUAAAAGGGCAUUUUGGACCUAUAAAUGCUUUGGCAUUCAACCCUGAUGGAAGAAGUUUCUCAAGUGGAGGUGAAGAUGGCUACGUGAGGUUGCAUCACUUUGACCCGGAUUACUUCAAUAUCAAGAUGUAGCUUGCUAACAUACUUCAGUUGGAGCGAACUUUCCUCUUUAUUUCUCCUACUCACGCUUUCCUCAAAAAUUCUGUGCGUGUUUGGGAGUUUCUUAGAUUGGAUAAUGUGGUUGACAAGUCUUUUAUGUUAUUGGGUUGUAUUAUUGGGUUGUUGACUGUACCCAGUUCAAAAGUUUUGUGGAGAAGUAUCUGUAUCAGUGAAGCUUAAACUUUUCCAUUAA
This is a messenger RNA of Macadamia integrifolia, 1473 nucleotides long. Its product is annotated as eukaryotic translation initiation factor 3 subunit I-like. Gene Ontology annotation, cellular component: eukaryotic translation initiation factor 3 complex, eIF3m; cytoplasm. The record is from RefSeq and is a predicted model, not a curated record. Gene Ontology annotation, biological process: cytoplasmic translational initiation. The transcript has 9 exons. Gene Ontology annotation, molecular function: translation initiation factor activity; protein binding; RNA binding. Bases 273 to 1253 code for a protein of 326 amino acids. NCBI's taxonomy places the organism in Eukaryota, Viridiplantae, Streptophyta, Magnoliopsida, Proteales, Proteaceae.